AUGGCGUCGCUGAGUGACAAAUCAGUUUGGGACGAAGUGGAGGAUGGUAUCGGUGAAGAAGUGUUAAAAAUGUCCACGGAGGAGAUAGUUCAGCGGACUCGUCUCCUCGACAGUGAGAUAAAGAUUAUGAAGAGCGAGGUGCUCCGGGUGACGCACGAGCUACAGGCCAUGAAGGAUAAAAUCAAAGAAAACACGGAGAAGAUUAAGGUGAACAAAACGCUGCCUUACUUAGUUUCUAAUGUGAUCGAGCUGCUGGAUGUGGACCCCAACGACCAGGAGGAAGACGGAGCUAACGUGGAUCUGGACUCCCAGAGAAAAGGAAAGUGCGCCGUCAUUAAAACCUCGACGCGACAGACCUACUUCCUGCCGGUGAUCGGUCUGGUAGAUGCCGAGAAGCUGAAGCCCGGAGACCUGGUAGGAGUCAACAAAGACUCCUACCUGAUCCUGGAGACCCUUCCCACCGAGUAUGAUUCCAGAGUCAAGGCCAUGGAGGUGGAUGAGCGCCCCACAGAGCAGUACAGUGACAUUGGGGGGCUCGAUAAGCAGAUUCAGGAGCUUGUGGAAGCUAUUGUCCUUCCCAUGAAUCACAAGGAGAAAUUUGAAAACCUGGGAAUUCAGCCACCCAAGGGAGUCCUGAUGUAUGGACCACCUGGCACAGGAAAGACCCUCCUGGCCAGGGCCUGCGCCGCUCAAACCAAGGCCACUUUCCUGAAGCUGGCAGGUCCACAGCUGGUCCAGAUGUUCAUCGGUGAUGGAGCCAAGCUGGUGAGGGAUGCCUUUGCUUUGGCCAAGGAGAAAGCCCCAUCCAUCAUUUUCAUCGAUGAGCUGGAUGCUAUUGGCACAAAGAGGUUUGAUAGUGAGAAGGCAGGAGACAGAGAGGUGCAGAGGACCAUGCUGGAGCUGCUCAACCAGCUGGAUGGAUUUCAGCCCAACAUGCAAGUCAAGGUCAUUGCUGCCACCAACAGAGUGGACAUCUUGGACCCGGCACUGCUUCGUUCAGGACGUCUGGACAGGAAGAUUGAGUUCCCCAUGCCUAAUGAGGAAGCAAGAGCUCGUAUCAUGCAGAUUCACUCCCGCAAGAUGAAUGUAAGUCCAGAUGUCAACUACGAGGAGCUGGCUCGUUGCACUGAUGACUUCAAUGGCGCCCAGUGCAAAGCUGUGUGUGUGGAGGCUGGUAUGAUCGCACUGCGUCGUGGAGCCACAGAGCUGAACCACGAGGAUUACAUGGAGGGAAUCCUGGAGGUCCAGGCUAAGAAGAAGGCAAACCUUCAGUACUACGCCUAAGGACACUAACUGUGUUCUGUGUUUGUGUGAGAGAGUUUUUGUUUCUUAAACCAGUCGUUGAAUAAACCAUUGUUACUAAGGCUGAUUAACUUGGGUUAAUAAAAAGAGGGAAACUGAA
Nothobranchius furzeri (turquoise killifish) is the source of this 1402-nucleotide messenger RNA. RefSeq names its product proteasome 26S subunit, ATPase 3 (gene psmc3). Gene Ontology annotation, biological process: proteasome-mediated ubiquitin-dependent protein catabolic process. The record is from RefSeq and is a predicted model, not a curated record. Lineage: Eukaryota; Metazoa; Chordata; Actinopteri; Cyprinodontiformes; Nothobranchiidae. Gene Ontology annotation, cellular component: proteasome regulatory particle, base subcomplex. Gene Ontology annotation, molecular function: ATP hydrolysis activity; proteasome-activating activity; ATP binding.